Messenger RNA from Prosopis cineraria, 644 nucleotides. RefSeq lists its product as uncharacterized. The record is from RefSeq and is a predicted model, not a curated record. The transcript is spliced from 5 exons. The coding region runs from base 73 to 423 and encodes 116 amino acids. Lineage: Eukaryota; Viridiplantae; Streptophyta; Magnoliopsida; Fabales; Fabaceae.
GUGAGGACGACUGACGCAGGGAACAGCCGGUGGUGGGGCGGCUUGUAUCUAAAAUCCUAGGGCAGGGCAAAAAUGGUGGAAUCCGUGAAACCAAAUGAACUCCAAGAGACCCUAAAGCCAUUUUAUCAGAGAGCUGCAGAAGCAGAGGAACGUCUGGCAAGACUUGAAUCUGCCUUAGCUAGUAAACAAGACGCAGGAAAUGAGGAACACUUCAAAAAAAUUGAUGAUCUUCAGUCGAAGCUUGGAAAGGCUAAUGCAGAGCUCGUUGCAAAAGAAGAGAAGGCUCAGAAGCUUGCUGCUGAAAAUGAAAAGCUUCAAUACCGUAUAAUCCAUCUUUCUCGAGCACUUAAAGAGGCCAAUGUGAAGUUAGAGCAAGUUACGACGCCGAAGCAGCUGAAAAGCAUAAAAUUGCAGGAUUCUUGAAUUCAUGGGCUGAAAACUUCGUGCUUAUUGGAAUGUCAGAUCAGACAACUUCGCUGGGUCAUCUCAGAUUUGAAGAACGCUGGCCUUUGGUGAUACAAAAUGUCCGGAUUUGGGGUUUUAAAACUUCAGAUAUAUUCUGCCUCCUAAUACUUGUUUGUGCAUGGUGACAAGACUUGUAAAAUUUCGUCUGAUCAUAAUCAAACAAUAGGGGUUUAAUUCUA